Molecule: messenger RNA, 81 nt
Organism: Caenorhabditis briggsae
Lineage: Eukaryota; Metazoa; Nematoda; Chromadorea; Rhabditida; Rhabditidae
Exons: 3
Coding region: 1-81 (26 amino acids)
Source: RefSeq, a predicted model, not a curated record
AUGAUUCGGGGGGGUACAACGCUUGGAGUUUCUGAAUUCCUGAAUUUCAGAACUUUGGAAUUUCAGUAUUUCGGAACCUGA